GCCGCUGACUGAGAGCGGCAGUCCGCGUUGCUGUUGGAUGAGAAAGACUGCUCGACAGUGGUGUUAAGAAGAGGCAGAAAGAGAAAGUAAAAUGUGGACGGUAGUUCAUUUCGUGUGGUUAACCAUUGCCUUCAAGUAAUAACGUCUUACAUUUUUAAAAUUAUUUUUAACUUGCCUUUUUUUCAAUUUACAGAAGAUACAGCUAAGACAUUCACUGGCUGAUCAUUUUAUUUGCAGUCAUGUGUUGGACUAUUUUGAUACUGUGCGUACUGUCUACGGUUUGGGGAAAUAAAACAGAUCUCAGGAAGUCUUUCUUCUACGGACACGUGUUUGAAAACUCGCCACCCGGGUCCAGCGUAAACGGACUAACCAUUCCCGUAAAGCGAAUUAACCAGCAGAAAUGGUGCUCCGAGACUGGAGGGCUACACCUGAGACUGACUGGAGAGGGGAGCAGCGCUUUCCACUUAUACAACCACCAUAAGCAUGGCCACAUCCUCAUGAAGACAGCCAGGAUUUUGGACAGGGAAAUAAAAUCCGUAUACACCUUGCGCUUAUGCGUGUGUUGUCAAAGUUGCUUGACAGCGGAAAGUCCCGCAGCUGAAGUCGUCUCUAUAAAAGUUGAUGUGCUGGACACAAACGACCACCAACCUGCUUUUAAUGAGAGCCGUACAAAAAUCGUGCUAGCCGAUUCCACAGCUCUGAGGUCCAAGGUGUAUCAGGUAACGGCCAGCGACUUCGACUCUGGCAAGAAUGCAGAACUGUUUUACUUUACACUUCCCAAAAACGGUCUUUUUUACGUAGUCCCCAAAACUGGCGAAGUCAUAUUGGUGGAUUCAAUACUAGGCAGACUGGCCCCGAUUAAGUUCAACAUUUACGCCAGAGAUCACGGCCAUCCAAUUCUAACCAGCCAAAAACUGGAGGUUGAAAUUUGGCCCCGACAGUUGCCUGCGCCUGACCUAAAGGGGAGCGGAAAGGGUCUGCUGAGGAAAAGAAAGUCUUUACUACAGUCUGAGAACCCGGUGGUCGUCACUGUGUCUGAAGACGCAAGCAUCGGCUCUGUGGUCAUGAGUUUAAACCCUGUCAGGUUUCAGGCAGCUAGCUUCGAGAUGGUAUAUCCAACGGCAGACAGCGUCCCGGUGACUGUUGGCAGGGAUAGUGGGGACAUCGUGAUAUCCCGGAGACUGGACAGAGAAACGCAGUCCGUGGUGGAAAUCACAGUUAAAAUCCAGGACAAGCGAGGUCCAGAUUGGUACUUGAUGCGUGUUGAACUCAUAGUCACAGAUGUGAAUGACAAUUCACCAGAGUGGGCAAUGGUGCCAUUUCCAUUCUUAACGGUGGUGUCUCCUGAAGCAGCACCUGGCACGGUGGUCUACAAGCUGAUAGCUCGUGAUGGAGAUGAGGGGAUCAAUGGAGAGGUGGAAUUCUUCCUGUCAGAUGGUGGUGAUGGACGGUUUGAAGUUGAUAAGAAACGUGGCUUGAUCAAAACAACUGGAUUGCCACUGCAGAAGAACAAGGAAUACCAGCUCAAUGUGCUUGCUGUUGAUAAAAUGGGAAGUAGAAGUCAGCCAGCAGUAGUGUCUGUCAUGGCAGGACCACGUGGGCCACAAUUUACCAACAUUUCCUACACUGCCUCUGUGCCUGAAAGUACCCCAGUGGGACAGCCGUUUUUGACAGUCACAGCGACAUCUUUCCAGAAGAGAGUGCUCAGCUACAGCCUCCUCAUUAAUCCAAGCAGUCUGUUCAGUAUCCAGCAGGAUACGGGCAAGAUCAGUCUCACGAGAAACGUUGAUUAUGAGAACGAUCAGCACCGUUAUCUUCUACUUGUGAGAGCCACAGAGAGUGAUGAACAGUUGAGCAGCGCUGCUGAGGUCCUGGUCUUGAUUACUGACGAGAAUGAUUGUGCCCCAGAAUUCCUGCAGUCCAUCUACAGCAAAGAAAGCGUCCUGGAGACAGUUACCACGGCAACCUCAUUGCUGCAGGUGUCAGCCAAUGACUGUGACUCUGGUCCAAAUGCUGAGAUUGUCUAUUACACUCUGAGUCCUGAUUUUAGUAUCUCCUCUCAUGGAACUAUCUUCCCAGCCAAACAACUUGACUAUGAAAGGCCUAAUCAUCUUUAUGAAUUUGUCAUUAUGGCGGUGGACAAGGGAGAGAUCCCGAAGACUGGAACUGCGACCAUCCGUAUACGUAUGUCUAAUGUCAAUGACGAAGCACCAGAGUUUUCUCAACCCAUCUAUCGGACAUUUGUCUCAGAGGAUGCUGGGCCUGGUACUUUAGUAGCAACUGUGCAGGCAAAAGAUCCUGAUGGUGAUGGAGUGACAUACAAAAUUACCAUAGGGAACGAAGAAGGAAACUUUGUUAUUGACAGCCAAAAAGGAUUAAUACGUCUUCGAUCGAAUCCACCCCCCAUCCUUCAGGGAAUCGAGUAUAUCCUUAAUGUUACAGCAACUGAUGAUAAUGCGUCAGGAGGGCCACAACCCCUCAGCAGCAUGGCACAAGUGAUUGUGGGAAUCAAUGAUGUGAACAACAACAAACCUAUUUUUGAAAAGUGCCAGCAUUAUCGGGAACAUGCCACAGUAUUAGAGAACCAGCCUACAGGGACCUAUGUGCUACAGGUGCACGCUGAUGAUGCUGAUGAGGGAGCCAAUGGAAAAGUCACUUAUGGAUUCAUGCACAAAGAUGGUACAGUGCCAGCAUUUAGCAUUGAUCCCGAGACAGGAGUGAUUACAACUGCAAGGACAUUUGACCGAGAACAGCAAAGGGAGUAUGCUGUCACUGUCACAGCCACAGACCAAGCUGCUGAACCUCUUAUCGGAAUCUGCCAGUUGAACAUUCUCAUCCUCGACCAGAACGAUAAUGAUCCCAAGUUUGAAAAUCUACAUUAUGAUUAUUUUCUGAGAGAAGACACCCUGAUUGGCACUAGUUUUCUUCGUGUUGCCGCUCAUGAUGAUGAUUACAGCACUAAUGCUGCCAUCACCUACUCUUUGUCAGGAGAACAGCCAGAGUACUUUCGCGUUAAUCCCAUUACUGGUUGGAUUUAUGUGAAUGAACCUAUAUCACAGAGAUCUUACAUCGCACGUAAAAUAAUAGCAACGGAUGGUGGAAAUCGGAGCAGCUCAGUUGAUCUGGCAGUGACCAUCACUAACGUCAGGAAUCAGCCUCCACAAUGGGAGAAAGACAGCUAUGAAGUGGUUAUCCCAGAAAAUACCAUGCGAGAUACACCCAUUGUGACAAUCAAAGCCAUUUCCCCUUUAGGAGACCCGCGGGUGACAUAUAACUUAGAAGACGGACUUGUUCCUGAAACAAAUAUGCCUGUGCGUUUCUAUCUAACCCCAAACCGGGAAGAUGGUUCUGCAUCCAUUCUUGUGGCUGAGCCGCUGGACUAUGAGGUCACCAAGAACUUUAUGUUGAGGGUUCGAGCACAGAACGUUGCAGUUGUGCCCCUUGCAGCUUUUGCCACAGUCUACAUUAACCUUACAGAUGUGAAUGACAAUGUUCCUUUUUUCACAUCUUCAAUAUAUGAAGCCACAGUCACAGAAGGAGCAGAAAUAGGAACUUUUGUCCUUCAAGUUUCAGCCAAUGACCUUGACUUGGGUCUCAAUGGAAAAAUUUCUUAUUCUUUACUAAAUGAUAGAAGUGGAGACUAUCAAUUCUUCAGAAUUGAUUCCCAGACAGGGGUCAUUUACACAGAGGCAGUGUUUGAUCGGGAAUUAAAGGGCUCCUAUCUUUUAGAAGUAAAAUCAAUGGAUGGAUGGGAAUCUGCCAGGCCUGGAAAACAUGGCCAACCCAAUUCAGACACGGCAUAUGUGCGCAUUUUUAUCAGUGAUGUGAAUGAUAACAAGCCCGUCUUUGCUCAGAGUGUCUAUGAAGUCAGCGUAGAUGAGGAUGGAGAUGUUGGCUUCAGUGUUAUCACUGUCAGUGCUAAUGAUGGAGAUGAAGGAGCCAAUGCUAAAUUGAGGUACCAGAUCACAUCUGGAAAUAUUGGUGGUGUCUUUGAUGUUGAACCAGAAGUUGGCACCAUCUUUAUUUCUCAACCUCUGGACUAUGAGCAAGUCAAAAGAUACAAGUUACAUCUGUUGGCUUCUGAUGGAAAAUGGGAAGAUUAUGCCAUUGUCAUCAUCAAUGUUGUUAACAAAAAUGAUGAAACACCAGUGUUUUCAAUGAAUGAAUACUAUGGGAGUGUCACAGAGGAAUUAGAUGGUUCUCCGGUGUUUGUGCUUCAGGUGACAGCAACAGACCCAGAUAAGGAUGCAGAUCAAGGUGCACUGCGAUACUCUCUGCAUGGACAAGGAGCAGAGACUGAGUUUAUAAUUGAUGAGGUGACAGGAAAAAUCUAUGCCCAGAAGACGCUCGAUCGGGAGGAACGUGCUGUCUGGCGUUUUGUUAUUUUGGCGACUGAUGAAGGUGGAGAAGGACUGACUGGAUUUACUGAUGUCAUUAUUAAUGUUUGGGAUAUUAAUGAUAAUGCCCCAGUUUUUAUGUGUAUGCCUGACAACUGUAAUGGAAAUGUGCUGGAAAACUCCCCAGCGGACACAUCUGUCAUGGAAAUGACAGCAACUGAUCUGGAUGAUACAACCGUGGGCCAAAAUGCUCUGUUGACAUAUAAAAUUGCAGGAAAUGCUAAGAAUGGAAUCAACUUUGACUUGUUUAGCAUAAAUCCAUCAACUGGGACCAUUUAUGUGGCACUUGGCACACUAGACAGGGAAAAAAUGGACAAAUAUUUCCUUGUUGUGGAAGCAAAAGAUGGAGGUGGAAUGACAGGUACAGGUACAGCUACAAUUUGGGUAUCUGAUGUUAAUGACCAUGCCCCAAAGUUCACUCAGCAUUCCUGCAAUACAAGAAUCUCAGAAAACAGUGAAAUUAACUCUGCUGUUUUAGAUGUUUCAGCAACAGAUGCAGAUACUGGUGAAAAUGCACAGUUGACAUUUAGCAUUAUAAGUGGAGAUCCAGAACAGAAAUUCUACAUUGAAAGUUACCGGAAGGAGCAGCGUGGAAUAUUAAAACUGAAGAAGAGUUUAGAUUAUGAGAAAUCCAAUGAACAUUGGUUUAAUUUGACCAUAAAAGUAGAAGAUUUAGAUUUUUCCAAUGUGAUCCAUUGCGUUAUAGAGGUGGAUGAUUACAAUGAUCAUGCUCCAGUAUUCAUUCCCCAGUUUUACCAGUUGAGUCCGUUACCUGAAAAUAUCCAGAUUGGUACCAGUAUUACAAAAAUAACAGCCACUGACACUGACUCUGGUCACAAUGGGCAGAUUUCAUACAGUAUUCUUGCAGACUCCGAUCCAUAUGGACAAUUUGUUGUUGAUCAAGCUGGGCAUGUCAUUGUGUCAAAUAGUCUGGAUCGGGAAACAGUGGCACAGCAUUAUAUUAUCGUUUUGGCUACAGAUCAGGGUGAACCUCCUCAAACAGGCAGCGCCACUGUGCAGUUGUCUCUUAUAGAUGUCAAUGACAAUGCUCCAGAGUUUGAAAGUGCCUACAUGCCUGUUGUGUGGGAGAAUGUGCCAGGGCCACAGAUUGUGAAAAUGAAUCAGACUUCUCAAUUGCUGCAUGCCAUAGACAGAGAUGUUAAUUUAAAUGGCCCACCAUUCUCCUUUUCCUUACCUGUUGACUUUCCAAGCAAUUCAAAUUUUACCUUGACAGACAAUGGAGACAAUACUGCUACAAUCACAGCAUUAAGGAAAUUUGAUAGAGAGAUACAAAAAGAGUUUUAUCUUCCUAUUAUAAUGAAGGAUAGUGGAAAUCCACCACUGACUACCACUAAUACUCUUACAAUUACCAUAGGAGAUGAAAAUGACCAUCCUCAUCAACCUGGAUUUAAGGAAAUCUACAUAAAUAGUCAUCGAGGGAGAAUGCCAACAACUGUUUUGGGAAGAGUGUAUGCUCCAGACCCAGAUGAUUGGGAUAACAAAACAUAUACCUUUGAGGGACAUAUACCAAAAUACUUCAUACUGAACAAAAGAACGGGGUUUCUUAUGAUAAAAGAAAAUGCGCCACAGGGAACUUUUGAAUUCAAAAUCAGAGUAUCUGACAGCAUUUGGCCUGAUGCUGUAUCCAGAGUCAAGGUACAUGUCAGAGAACUCAGAGAUGAAGCUAUUCAUAAUUCAGGCUCUGUACGUCUAUCAGAUAUCACAGCAGAAGAGUUUGUUCAGAAGAGGCUAGAGGGAAAGAGCAGAUAUGAACUCUUCAAAGAGAUCCUGGCCGAAAUCCUGUCGGUUCACCCAGAUAAUGUGAACCUGUUCAGUGUCUUGAAUAUUAGAGGCAGGCAUACAGACUUGAGAUUCUCUGUGCAUAGCUCCACAUAUUUCAGACCGGAAAAGCUGCAUGCUUAUGUAGCAGCUUAUAAGCAAAAGCUACAGUCAGUUCUUCAGGUAAACAUCAGCCAGGUCCACAUUGACGAGUGUCCACAGGCAAACUGCAGGGAGAAUGCUGGCUGCUCCAAUCACCUGACAGUCAGUGACAUACCCACUGUAGUGGAUUCGGGAAAUGUGUCCUUGGUGUCUCUGACAGUGAUGGUCACUGCAGUUUGUGCUUGCAGCAAUCGGGAACAUAUACACCAGUCAUGUGCCUCUUACCCACGAAACCCUUGCCACAAUGGAGGUAUUUGUGUGGACAGUCUCAAUGGAUAUAGGUGCCAAUGCCCAUCACAGUUUGAAGGCCCAGACUGUCAGCAGACCAAACACAGCUUCCACGGUGAUGGUUAUGCCUGGUUUCCUCCCUUGAGACCUUGUUUCGAUAGUCACCUCUCUCUAGAAUUUAUAACAGAGGUUGCAGAUGGGCUGUUGCUUUACACAGGCCCUGUGGCAGAUCUGGAAUUGUGGGACCCUGAAGAUUUCAUGGCAAUUGAGCUUAUAAAUGGAUCAGUGACCCUGAAAAUAAACCAUGGUUCCGGCACUUUGGUAUUGCAGCUGCCAACAAACAUUAACGUGGCAGACAGACGCUGGCACCAGCUAGACAUUAGAAGCAAUGGAAAGGAGUUGCGUUUGACUUUGGACCAAUGUAGCAAUGCAGCAGUUAUGGAAAUUGAAGGUUUAGGAACAUGGCUAUCUUCAGAAGACUAUGCUUCCUGUGAAGUUAUCGGGACAACACCAAAUCAGGACCGAUUUAUGAAUGUCAAUCAAGUUUUGCAACUUGGAGGCGUUAAAGAGACAUUACCGUACAGUUACCAUCAGUUACAGAACAAGCACUUCACAGGUUGCAUCCGGAAUUUGGUAAUUGACAGCAAGUUCUAUGAUCUGGGGUCACCCGCAGAGUCUCUGAACAGCUCUCCUGGAUGUGUGACAACUGACAGUAACUGCAUGAAUAUGGGCUACCCAUCUUGCGGGCCUCAUGGGAAAUGCCAAGGAGAAUGGGGAUCUUUCAGUUGCCAGUGUCUACCUGGAUUUGGUGGUCACCAGUGUGAGAAAGCAGUUCCUGAGUAUUCAUUUGAUGGUAGGAGUCACAUCCAUUAUUUGCUGGCUGCACCACAGCCCACUAGAAAGACUACCGUGCAGGUUUUGAUUCGGACUCGAAGGCACAGCAGUGUCAUCAUGAGUGUAACGUCCAAAGACCAGACAGAAUACCUGCGUUUAGAGGUUGUCCAGGGCCUGCUGUCUGUUUUUUAUAACCUUGGCGAUGGGGAUUACAGCAUGAAGCUACCAUCUUACCGCAUUGAUAAUGGGGAAUGGCAAGCAUUGCACCUUGAUCGUCAUGACAAUGAAUUCACAUUGCGCCUGAAUGGAGGUGGUGGCCGAAGGGAAAUGACCAAGUCUAUUGCCACCAAUCGGGAAAUCAUCAUUGAUCCCAGUACUCUGGUACUGGGAAAUGUCUUCCCUUUCAGUCACAACAAAAGCUUUCAAGGGUGCAUGCGAGACUUCCGACUCAAUAACCAACGUAUGCCACUUGACAGUCAAAGCAAGGAAAUGGUGUCCAUCGUGAGUGCACAAGGGGUCACUUUAGGAUGUUCCUCUGAUGCAUGCAAAAAGAAUCAGUGUGGUUAUCCCUUUGUUUGUGUUGAUCUCUGGAGGAUGUACGAGUGCAGAUGCCCCUCUGGCCACAUGGUGAUGGAAAACUCUACAGGCCGAUUCUGCAUCUACACAUUGUGUGCCAACAGACCCUGCCACCAUGGCACCUGCAUUGCCCAGUCCCCAUCCAAAUUUAACUGCCACUGUCCAGAAGGCUACGCAGGGCGUCACUGUGAAAUCACUCUGGCAAUUUACCGGGAUGAUGUUGGCCUCAGUUUCAGCUCAAUGUUUGCUAUCUGCAUUUGUUUCCUGGCACUUCUAGUGCUGCUUUUGGGAAUAUUCCUAUGGACACGCUGGAAGAGCUAUAAAGGCCUGAAAGAGGGUGUUUACCAUGUAUCUGCACACCAUGAUGGCUGGGAAGACAUCCGUGAGAACGUGCUGAACUACGAUGAGGAAGGGGGAGGAGAACAGGACCAGAACGCCUACGACAUGGCAGAACUACAAAAAUCCCUCCAGCCCAGUCCAGCUCCUUCAGUCUAUACUAGGCCCGGGGGAUCGCAUCGCCAGCAGGAAAAAGCACCUCUGCGAAGAGAUGUUCCACCUUCAAAAAAUCAGCUGCAAGGUAUUUUUAACCCAUCCCGAAAAAGUCUGUCAUUCUCCAGCCAGGAUCUGGCUCGCUAUUUAUGCGACAUCAUUAGAGACACCGAUCAGCGCCAGGAAGUGCCCCCCUUUGAUUCACUGCAGGUCUACUCCACGGAAGGAGGUGGCUCGCUGGCAGGGAGCCUCAGCUCAUUCAGCUCAGCUGGCCUGGAAGAGGACAAGAGCUAUGAUUACCUUGAGGAGUGGGGGCCUCGGUUUGAGAAGCUCAAAGCACUUUACGAGCGAGCCGAGGCCAGUGAUAUUUGAACCAGCUCUCAGAGAACGGAUGGCACUUCGAAAGCCAGACAAAGUUGCUAAGCGUUUCAUGUGUAGCUAAUUCUCAACUUUCAGCAAUCUGUGAAACCGAGAAGGCUUUUUGAACACAAUUUGUAGUACAAUGCAACUUGGCAUAAUAUAAAGCCAAAAAAAAAAGAAGAAGCGCAAGUUUUUAAGAGAAAGGAACAAGUCCUGUUAAGAUUAUUCAGUUCUUGUUAUAUUGGAUAGCCUGGGGAAACUUGGAUACAGCAUAUUCCGUUUGAAUGGAAUAUGGAAGUUCAAUGAAAAUGUAAAUCUACAUAUCUGAAGUUUUUUUUUUAAACUUAAGUAAAUGUAUGUAUGUACAAAGACAAGCCCGUCUCGUUAAGACUUUUGCCCACCAGCGGACUAUGAAAGGCUUGUAAUGAUGCACUAUGAGUGUGUCAGAAUAUAUAAAAUACCUGCUUAUCUAUGUGUGUGUGCGUGUGUGUGUGUGUGUAUACAGGGUAUAUAUAAAUAUAUUUAUAUACAUAUAUAUAUAUAUUAAUGUGCACACACACACACAGUCUUAUUUUGAAAGUUCAAUUUUAAAUUAAUAUUCUUAAUAGAAAAAGGCAAUGUUCUUCUAUACAAUAUAAGUUCCAUCAUUGUCGAGACAACUUUAAUUUAAUUUCAGAAUCCAUUGAGACGGGCUGACCAGUCUUGAGAACACUUUCAUUCAGCCAGCGUUGGAUCGAGAAGAGCCUAUAAUUAUACACAAGGGAAAGGCCAACAUCGGAAUAAUUUUAUUCAUCAUACGGACCAUAAAAAAAAAAAUGUGCCUCUCCCACGAGACUGUGUUUGAUGUGCAGUAUGUUCCAUACGUAGAAAUGUUUUUGUUCUCCAUUAAAUAUCCCCCCUGUCAGGGUCAGAUGCCCCGCUGUAAUAAUGACUGUUGUCUUAAGGUGUAUGGUAUUUUUGCUUUGCAUUAUUUAUCUGCUCCAAAGUGGACCCAUACCCUCAUGAAGGUAUCCCUGAAGCAAUUUGCUUUACAUGUGAGUAUUUUUUAAAAACAAAUAUUUAAAAUUUUAUGAAAAAUGGGCCUUUUGUCUCUGUCUGCCGAAGGCAAUUUUGCUCUUUUAAGUUUUAGGAUGGUUAAAUCUGUCAUAUUUGUCCAAAGCAAGUAGGUUAAAGCAGUGAUUAGCUUAAAAGCCUAUUAGAGGAGUCACAGAGCAGAAUGUUAAGUCUGGUGGGCUGUGAUCACAGUAUGGUACAGAUUAUCAAACAAAAUGUUUACAGCAGCUCCUUUUCUCAUCCCUUUUGAUAGAUGAAAUACUGUUACGUUCUUUAAUGUUGUUCCCUGAAGAGAGACAUUUAUCUAGCAUGGCUAUAUUUUUUAACAGGGAUACUAAGUGUGAGGGGGUCACUUAGUUGACACUAGAAUGGUCCCAGUGCACAGACUCACUUCUGAAGGGGAUUCAGUUGCAGGCUAGUCCUGUAUAUACGGUCUGAUGUGCAAGAGCUGCAGACAGUUAACCAAGAAAUGUGAGUUUCUGUCGGUUCUGCAACGCGGAAACCCUACUUUCUAGAUAUAGUGGGUGGUUGGAGGGGGGCACAACUGGUAAAUUGGUUCAAUGUCAAGAGCUUUCUUUUUGAUUGAAAUGAGACAUCUAAAUUAUGCUGAAAGCUAUUUUGAUUUUCUUUGAAGUCUGUUUUGUUGUAAAAUGAAAUCAGCCUGCCGAAAAGCUGGGGCAGAUUAGAUUUAUUUCAAUGCAUACAAGGGGGCAGGGGAGGUUACAUCAUGGUUUUAAAUUGUACAUCUCCACUAAAAAAGGGAAAAACUUCCAUGUGAAAUCGCAGUGCAGUCAAAAAUAAAAUUAAAAUGUAAUUUGGGAGAUACGAAUCUGAAGCUAAAGGCUGGAAAGUCUUGUUUUAAAACUGGUAGCAACUGUUUCAUUUAUUUUUAAAUUCCUUU
Molecule: messenger RNA, 10779 nt
Organism: Erpetoichthys calabaricus (reedfish)
Lineage: Eukaryota; Metazoa; Chordata; Cladistia; Polypteriformes; Polypteridae
Product: neural-cadherin
Exons: 33
Coding region: 240-8837 (2865 amino acids)
Biological process (GO): homophilic cell-cell adhesion
Cellular component (GO): plasma membrane; catenin complex
Molecular function (GO): calcium ion binding; cadherin binding
Source: RefSeq, a predicted model, not a curated record